This is a messenger RNA of Paramormyrops kingsleyae, 5435 nucleotides long. RefSeq names its product contactin 3a, tandem duplicate 1 (gene cntn3a.1). Gene Ontology annotation, biological process: axon guidance; cell-cell adhesion; brain development. NCBI's taxonomy places the organism in Eukaryota, Metazoa, Chordata, Actinopteri, Osteoglossiformes, Mormyridae. Gene Ontology annotation, molecular function: cell-cell adhesion mediator activity. The record is from RefSeq and is a predicted model, not a curated record. Gene Ontology annotation, cellular component: plasma membrane; axon.
GGAGGGGGCGUGGAGGUGUGUGUGUGUGUGUGUGUGUGUGGAGGGGGGGUAUUCUAGUAAGUGAAGACAUAGCUCCCCUUCGCCAGUUUGUAGUAGCCUAUAUCCCACUUCAAGCAGAAUGAAUACUUUAUAAUCCACAGCCGGUUUAGCGACACCAGAAGAGCUUGCUCGCGUUUUGCAUUAGGCGACAUAUGUAAUUGCUCCAGUCGAGAAAAGAGGUUACCUCAGUUUUUUUAUUUUCUAUACAAAUGUAUUACUAUUAUUAUUUUAGAAAAACCUGACGCUUCAUCGCAAGAGACUUCCUUAGUGAGGCUGAGCCGCUCCUGUUCCCCGGAUUGCUGGGAUUUUGGUAAAUUUGUAUUUUCGGGCCAUUUCCCCGAGCCGCCGCGCUCAGUGAUGCUUCAAGCUGCCGCUUACGGACACGCAUUUCUCUUAGUCACUAUCUGCCCUGUUAUUCUUGCUAUACGUUGUUGCUGCCAGAAGAAAGUGGAGUGAAAACAUUGUAUUGAAACACACUAGAAAGGAUACUAGAAAAGGACUAAGAACUUGAAUACAAGGGUAUAGACUGGAAAACAAACUAAGGCUCAGACGAAAGGGUUUAAGGACGUGCAAACAGGAUUUCAUAGUCUCCUGAUUGGAUGUGAGACCACUUUGAACACAGACAAUGAAGAUGAUGUUGCUAUGGAAACUACUGGUGCUGCAGCCACUCAUGGGGUACCUUGUUGAGAGCAGCCUCCUGCGAGGACCAUCCUUCACCAAGCAGCCGGGCAGCAUCGUAUUCCCCUUACGCUCCAUGGAGUCCAGCCAAGAGGUGGUCUUCAGCUGUGAAGCCCAGGGUAGUCCACCUCCCACCUACAGAUGGAAGCUGAAUGGCAGCAGCGUUGUCCCCACAGCAGGAUCCCGCUACAGCUUCUAUAGCGGCAACCUGAAAAUCAGCAACCUGCUUAAAGAGGAGGAUGUGGGAACAUACCAGUGUCUAGCUGCCAACUCCUUUGGGACCAUCGUUAGCAGAGAAGCUAAGCUGUCCAUUGCCUACUUGGAAAACUUCAAGACGCAGAGGCGGAGCUCAGUGUUGGUGCGCGAGGGACAGGGGGUGGUGCUGCUCUGUGGCCCCCCGGCGCAUUCGGGAGAGCUGGCCUUCUCCUGGAUCUUUAAUGAAUACCCAUCGUUUGUGAGACAAGACAGCCGGCGAUUCGUCUCCCAGGACACAGGGAAUCUGUACAUUGCUAAGGUGGAGCGUUCAGAUGUGGGCAACUACACAUGCGUAGUGACCAACACAGUGACGAAGACGAGCGUACAGGGCCCUCCGACACCUUUGGUCUUGCGAGUUGAUGGUGUCAUGGGGGAGUAUGAGCCAAAGAUUGAGGUUCAGUUUCCAGAGAUUAUCCCAGCGGCCAAAGGUUCGACGGUCAAACUGGAGUGUUUCGCCUUGGGAAACCCGGUGCCCACGAUUAGCUGGAGACGCGUCGACGGGAUUCCGUUUCCCCGGAAGGUGGAUGUGUCCAAGGCCAGUGGUAUACUGGAGAUCCCAUACUUCCAACAGGAGGAUGCCGGCACAUAUGAGUGCAUGGCGGAGAACUCCAGGGGGAAGAACGGUGUGCGGGGAAAGCUGGCCUUCUACGCCUCCCCUCACCUGGUGGAGAAGCCAGCGGACAUGCAGAAACCCAUCGGCGAUGUUCUGGUGUGGGAAUGCAAGGCCACCGGGAAACCUAAGCCGUCGUACACCUGGCUGAAGAAUGGAGAACCGUUAGAACCUCUGGAGGACAGAGUGCAGGUUGUUAAUGGCGUGCUCACCAUCAGCAGCUUGACCUUGUCGGACGCGGGAAUGUACCAGUGCGUGGCGGGGAACAAGCAUGGAGAGCUGUACACCAACGCCGAGCUUCGGGUGAUCGCCAUUGCCCCGGACUUCUCCCAGAACCCACUGGCAAGCGUCACUCUCGGGCGGGAGGGGGGGCACGUGGAAAUUGAAUGUCGUCCCCGGAUGUCACCACGUGGGGUGAUUUCCUGGCAGAAGGGCAAGGAGGCAUUGCGUGAGAGUCACAGAGUGUCUGUGCUGGAGAGCGGCAGUCUGUGGAUCUCCAACGUGACCAAGUCAGAUGCAGGCUUGUACACAUGUGUUGCCAGGAACCAGUUUGGAGUGGCAAGCCGUGCUGGAACCCUGCUGGUUAAAGAGCCAACAGUCAUCCUGACACCUCCAGCAAACCUGGACGUCACAGUGGGCGAGAGCGUCGUGCUGCCUUGUCAGGUGUCCCACGAUGCCACCCUGGACCUGAAGUUCUCCUGGUUCUUCGGCCAGCAGCCUCUGCAUUUCAGCUCCCACGGCGGCUACUUUGAGAAAGUGGGCGGCCAGCACUCAGCAGGUGACAUCAUGAUCAGGAACAUUCAGCUGAGGCAUGCUGGGAAAUACAGUUGCGUAGUGCAGACUGAAGUGGACAGCGUCUCCAUUUCAACCAGCGUGGAAGUCAGAGGUCCCCCCGGCCCCCCUGUUGACCUCACUGUGGAGGAUAUUGGUGACACUACGGUGGCUCUCUCCUGGAGACCUGGUCUGGACAACCAGAGUCCCAUCACUACCUACACGGUCCAGGCCAGGAGCCCCUUCUCCCUUGGCUGGCAGGCCGUUACCACAGUUCCCGAGGAGCUGGGGGGGCAACAACUGAUGACCACGGUGACAGACCUGAACCCAUGGGUGGAGUAUGAGUUCCGUGUCCUGGCAACCAAUGCCGUGGGCACCGGGGAGCCCAGCAAGCCUUCAAAACAAGCGCGCACCAAAGACGCAUUGCCUAAGGUCACACCUGCCAAUGUAAGUGGAGGGGGGGGAAGUCGCUCGGAGCUGGUCAUCACCUGGGAGCCUGUCCCGGAGGAGCUACAGGCAGGACCUGGAUUCGGCUAUGUCGUGGCAUUCCGCCCAAACGGUGCCACCGGAUGGAUGCAGGCAGCCGUCCCCUCAGCGGACACCUCCCGUUACACCUUCAAGAAUGAGAGCGUCUUACCAUUCACGCCGUACCAAGUGAAAGUGGGCGUUUACAACAACAAGGGGGAGGGGCCUUUUGGGUCUGUGACCACCAUCUACUCCGCAGAAGAAGAGCCCAACCGAGCUCCCUCCAGGAUUCGGGCCAAGAGCCUUUCUGCGUCCAAGAUCGAGGUCACAUGGAAGCCCUUGUCAUUGCAGACUAGAAGGAGAGUCCUAGGAUAUGAGUUGAGGUACUGGGGGAAGACGGAGAGAGAGGAAACGGCCAGUGUGAUGAGGACCAUGGGAAACAGGACAUCAGCAGUGCUGAGUGGGCUGCAGGCGAGCAGCACCUACUCCGUCGCCGUCAGAGCGUACAACACAGCAGGCCUUGGGCCUGGUAGCUCAGUGGUCAAUAUUACCACCAAGAAACCUCCACCAAGUCAGCCCCCUAUGAAAGUCAUAUGGAAGAUGUCGAAUUCAAAGAUCAUCCUGAAAUGGGACCAGGUGAAAGCGCUGGAGAAUGAAUCAGAAGUGACUAGUUACAGAGUCAGGUACAAGCAGAGCAGACACAGCUGGACCAGCAUGGUGGAGACCAACACUACCUCACUUGAGCUGGCGCUGCCCAUCGACGAAGAGUACGUCAUUCAGAUAGCGCCCGUUAGUGCCGGGGGCGAGGGAAACACCAGCAAGGAGAUCACCAUCCCCAGCAUAUCAGGUCCAUAUGCUAUAAGCUCAACGUCCAAGAUAUCCAAAUGGUCGGCGCUGAGCACAAUAGCUCUGUCCGUUACAGCCAGGACGACAUUAUGACAAACAGCUCCGUGAAGUUUUUGCAUUCAGUGAAGGCAAUGCUUCAGGGGCUGAGGCUUAGGCAGCACGUACCAGGGGUCACAGACGGCUUCACUACCGGCCAGUGCUUCAAGACCAACUCAAGGUGGUCCCCAAAAUGGGGGGAAUCUGCAAGUCUUUUUCCAUGAUUAGAGGGAAAAUGCAGGCUUGAGUCUGUUGUUCCUGCUGUUGACUUCACCAGACAGAAAAAAAACAAAAGAAGAAGGAGGUUUUACAUGCGCUCAUUGAAUGACUGCCCUGUAGAUUUUGUAUUUGCCAGUAGGUGCAACUGGCAGCUUCUUUCCAGUAUGGAAAUGAGGGUUCUGGAAUUAAAUGUCUAAUCCAAGAAGAUCUUUCUUUGGGAAGGAAGACGAUAAGAUGAUAUUUUUUUUUAACAUGAAAUCCUGUUUUGCAUCUCGCUUCAUAUCCUUUUUCACAUCUUUUUUUGAAAAUAACAUGAUUUUGACGUUGCUUUAGUGCCGCAAGAAUGAAAAACAGCCAUGGUUGUAUGAGUCACCUGCCUGUUGCUCUCACAAGAGGUCACACAUAGAUUUUACGUGAAGCUCCAAAUCCUGAUUUCUGUGGCUCGCACCUACAGGAGGGCUGCAUCACCCUCAGCCCUGCAGAGACCCAGCCUGCCCCCGGCCACUCCCUCCUGUCCCAUGUGUUCUGCUGUAACCUUGUUUUGUCCACUCAUGCCUAUUGCUGGGUUCCACAGCCUCAAACAGCUCAUUGGACCCUGGAAGGUUCCCCCAGCCCUCCUGCCAAUAGGAAAACAAUGGCUUCCCUCCAUUUGUGCUGGUCGAGGGCCCCCAUGUUGCCACCCUUCGCCAUGUUGCCACCCUUCGCUUCCUCUUUUCUGUCCUGUGGAGGGCUAGCGCAUAAGCCACCAAAUUUCCUAGGUUUUAAAUCCUCAGGGCUUCAAAGAGCCUUAAGUAUAUUUAGAGUUAUACUGCUAAUAGUAAUAUGUUAGUGUGUGUGUGCGUAUGUAUGUGUGCAGGUAUGUAUAUUUGCAAAUACAUACAUAAGUGCAUACAUAUUUUGCUGUUCUUUUCCACUUUUUAAAUUAGCAUCUGAAGAUAUGUGGCAGGUCUUGCAGUUCGUGUAAUUAAAUAUAGCUCAUCUCAUAUCUGCAGAGGUGUCAGUUAACAGCAGUGACUGUAUAGCAUGGAAAAUUGCAUUCUGUGAGGCUUGGAACAUUCGAUUGGGUCUUGACUGCAUUUACCUAAUAAGAAUCUGAUUCCCCUCCCCUUUCUUUUUCCCGUGUGGAGCAGGUGCAGCACAAUGCGAAAUGUGGUACUUUGUCUGGUCAUAGAGCCCACGGGGUCUUGGAUGUGUUAAAUGCACUUUUUGUAUUUCUCAGAUUCUGGAUAUAUAAAGAUAUUUCUAUUAAAAUCCAAACCUUUUUUAAUGUCUGUUUUCUGUUUCCUUGGGAUGUUAUUGCUUGGGCUUUUCCUGUUGGCUGGUAGAGCUGUCUAUCAGUCUCUCCGUAAAGCUGAUCGAAUCGACGGCAUAAGUCUUGCAUAGGUGUGGACCCUACGCCGUAGUCUGACAUGCACCUCCCCAGGAAUCUAAUUACACGUCGCAGCGACGCAGACCGCAAGGACUGAUUGGGCUGUUUGGUACAUUUGUUUUUUUAAAUAGGAGCGAAGAAACGGAC